Messenger RNA from Populus trichocarpa (black cottonwood), 2892 nucleotides. Its product is annotated as eukaryotic translation initiation factor 4B2. NCBI's taxonomy places the organism in Eukaryota, Viridiplantae, Streptophyta, Magnoliopsida, Malpighiales, Salicaceae. The record is from RefSeq and is a predicted model, not a curated record. The transcript has 3 exons. Gene Ontology annotation, molecular function: translation initiation factor activity; mRNA binding. Bases 335 to 1936 code for a protein of 533 amino acids.
CGCUGAUCUCAUCAAGUCUGAUCACUCCCAUCUCAUCACCCGCGGGUUACCUUAGCCCUUCUUUCAUCCCUUCCGUUUAUAAUAAAAAUUAAAAAUAUUUGAAAAACAAAAACCAUCGACGCACCAAAACUCAACAACUGUAACCUCCCUCCUUUUUCUUCAUCUUCAUCAACGCAUGUUCCCGGUGCUCCGGCUCCCUUCACGGAGCCCAAGCUAAUCACCCACCCGAAUCUCUAUCCCUCUCUGAACUCACCAGUUUUUCAUUAUUCUAAAAAUCGGUUCAUUUUCCAUUUCCCCUUUGCGGAUCUUUUUUUUAUUUUUUUGAAAAAAAACCAUGUCAAAACAGAGGAGCAAAAUCGGCGCAUGGGCAGCCGAUGCGGAGCAAGCCGAGGAAGAGGAGCGUGCAGCCGCUGCAGCUGCCGUUUCUCAAAGUUCCCCUAAUCUGAAAGAAGUUGCCGGAACCGCUAAGACUAAAAAGAAGAAAAUGUCUCUAAAUGAAUUCCACUCCACGCCCAUCGGCGGCGGUGUUGAAUCCAGAGGAUUGACUCCGAACGUGAUGUUCGGCCUCCCUACCGGUCCAAAAGAGCGUUCCGAUGAAGAAAUGCAGUAUGGACGCCUCGGCGGUGGAUUUUCCAAUUAUGGUCGAACUGGGCCGCAGCCUGGACAUAUGCGUGAUCGUGAAGACAGCGAUGGAUCUUGGGGAGGUGGUGGUGGUAGAAGGCAAUUUGGUGGCGGUUUUGAUGAUGAACGAAGAGGUCCAUCUUCUUCUAGGGUUUCUGAUUACGAUCAGCCUUCGCGUGCUGAUGAGGUUGAUAAUUGGGCAAUGGAUAAGAAACCACUGCCUUCCUAUGAUUCUGGACGACAAAGCCGUUACGGUUCACUCGGCGGCGGCGGAGGAGGCGGCGGAGGUUUUGGAGGUGGUUCUAGAGCUGAUGAAGUUGAUAAUUGGGCGGUUGGUAAAAAGCCGUUGCCUACUCCAUCUUCGACUUUUGGUUCGGGUUUUCGUGAUUCUGGGCCGGAUCCUGAUCGCCAGAGCAGAGGAGGAUACCGUGAGCCGGAGAGGGAGAGGCCUAGAUUGGUUUUCGAUUCACCAAGAGGUGAAGUUGGAGUUAACGAGCCUGUGAAAUUAGACAGGCCAAAUCCAUUUGGAACAGCGAGGCCGAGAGAAGAUGUAUUGGCAGAGAAAGGAUUGGAUUGGAAGAAGCGGGAAAUGGAAAUAGAAGCUAAGAAGACUAUGAGCUUACAAUCUAGCAGGCCAACUAGUGCGCAUUCUAGCAGACCUUCUAGUGGGCAAUCGAGUAGGUCUGAAGGGCCAGGGCUGCAGCAACAAGGAUUUGAGAAUGUGGCUGUGAAGCCAAGGCCGAAAGUGAAUCCUUUUGGAGAGGCAAAGCCCAGGGAGCUUUUGUUGCAGGAAAGAGGUCAGGAUUGGAGAAAGAUUGACCGUGAGUUGGAGCAUCGUGGUGUAGAUAGGCCUGAAACUGAAGAGGAAAAAUUAUUGAAAGAAGAAAUAGAGCAUUUGAAGAAGGGGCUUGAGAAAGAACUCACAACAAAAGGGAACCAGGAACCUCCACGAGGUUCUGCUGACGACAUACCCAGCUUAAGGGAGAUGAUAUCUGAGAAAGAAAGGGAAUUAGAAAUGUUGGUCCGUGAUUUGGAUGACAAAGUUCGAUUUGGAUCGAAAGCCAAUGAAAGGCCAGGUUCUGGGGCAGGCAGGGCUUCUGGGUUUUCGGAGAGACCUCCUUCUAGAUCUGGGUUAUUUGACGAGUCUAGAAAUAUGGAGUUAAUGGAUAGGCCUCGAUCUCGUGGCAAGCCAGAUAUUUGGACAAGGCCUGUUGAUGACCGAAGAGCAUUUCAAGGUGGAAGGGAAAGAGGAUUUCUUGGUAGCGGAGAUUUUGACAGUUCAUGCUUUAUAGGUGCUCCACCACCACUUGGAUAACGAGUGACAGAGACAGGGUUGCCUUAACAGAAUGAAGAGAACUUCCUCCGGUUCAUUAUUGAUGACUGCUGAGGUGCUACUGCACAUGUCGGAUUCAUCUGAAUAGCAAAUGUGUUGUUGCAAUUUGGGGUUAUAGUGGGUCACACCGAGAGUGUGUACGUACUAUCUAUCGACCAUUGACCCUUGGUAUGCCGGAUUCAGGUUGGAUUUUGCAUCGGAAUAUUCCUGGUAGUGGCUCUUCAUGAGACUGCAUUAAGUUGGAGUUGUUCACAUUCUAUGUUGGUAAAAUAGAAGGUUGAUUUUGUGGAGAAUUUGACAUUUACGCCCAUAAUAGAACCCGCCCAGAUGACCGUCAAUUCCAAUCUAACAUGUUUCCCACUCAUUUUGAAGUUCACAAUAUUAAAUUUUGAAGUCUUGGUAUAGCGCGGUUAUUUUUUUAAAAGUAAGAGCAAUUUUUAUUUUAUAAAGUAUAAUUAAUAAAUAUAUUUUAUUUAUUUUUAAAAUAUUUUGUUAAAUGAAGACUUUUGGUGACUGUUCAAGUGACUUUUAGAUCAGCUGUGUGUCCAUUCGUGAUCUAGAGCAAAAUGCCUCAAUAUCAUGCAAUGUACAUUUCUUCAUUCCCAACUUUGCAUUUGUGAUCAUGAUCAUGAUCAUGAUCAUUCCUAUCACUUUUCUUCCCUCCUAAAACUUCAGAUUUUCUUUGACGUUUCCACAUCAAUUUUUGAAUGUCCACAUUGCCACGAAAUGGAUCAAAAUGGGGUUGUUUUUACUUCAUGCAGAUGGGAGCAAGUGCGUAGCUAAAUGGAUACCAAAAGUUCAGAAGCAUCAAGGUUGAAUUGGAGUAGAUGCAAGUGUGCUAUUUCCAGCUUGAUGAUUAAGUGUUAAAAUAAAAGGUAUUUAUAGAAUAAAAAUUUUUAAUGGUUAGAAUAAUAAAUUGAUUAAGUGUUCUUUUUAAA